Messenger RNA from Nomia melanderi (Alkali bee), 1491 nucleotides. Its product is annotated as protein YIPF1. The record is from RefSeq and is a predicted model, not a curated record. Gene Ontology annotation, molecular function: small GTPase binding. Gene Ontology annotation, cellular component: Golgi apparatus; membrane. Gene Ontology annotation, biological process: vesicle-mediated transport. Lineage: Eukaryota; Metazoa; Arthropoda; Insecta; Hymenoptera; Halictidae.
UUGUAGAUGGUUCUGACCGUGAUAGGCUGAUUAUCAACGGAGUCGUGGCAGCGUGUAGAAUUUUGCGAUGCGUAUAUGUCUGACAGUUGUCAAAUAAGCAAAGAAAGGUUUGAAACAAGUAGCCAUGGACGGGAAUCAGGCACAACCGAGUGAAUCACAGUUCAUCUCGUUCCAAGAUUUUCCUUCAAUAAACCACGGAGGGAAUAAUGAUCAAGCGCAAUUACAUGUCCACACUUCUAGUCAUCAGGGUUUCAAUAACCUAUCAAAUGACUCAACGGGUAUCGGCAUUAUUGAGGACCUCCAAGAAAUGCCUGAUAAAAGCGAAGCCACAUCAUCACACAGUUUUUGGACGAUAGAAUAUUAUCAAAAGUUCUUUAAUGUGAAUACAGAUGAUGUUGUGCAGAGAAUAAAACGUUCUAUGGUUCCUCAUGAUAGUGAGAACUAUUUGAUAUCUCACAUACGACCCAAUCCAGAUCUUUAUGGACCAUUUUGGAUUUGCAUCACAUUGGUAUUCUCUAUAGCUGUUAGCGGGAACAUAGCUGAUUACUUACAAACAGCAAAUUCAAGCAAAUAUCAUUGGAGGUACGAUUUUCAUAUUGUAUCUCAUGCAGCUACCUGCAUAUUUUUAUAUGCAUGGUUGCUACCAAUUACACUGUGGGGUGCAUUAAAGUGGACCACAAGUGCAAGAAACACAGAAGAGGAAUUAAUCGAGUCAUAUGCAACCCCAGGCCUCUUAGAAAUCCUUUGUCUUUAUGGGUAUUCUUUAGCCAUCUAUAUUCCAGUAGCUUUUCUGUGGACCAUACAAAUUCAAUGGUUACAGUGGAGUUUAGUAAUUGUAGCAACAUUUCUGUCUGGAGGAGUUUUGCUAAGAUCUCUAUUGCCUGUUAUUGCAGGAAGAUAUAGAGUUAUAUAUGUAGCGGUAAUCCUUGGAUUGCAUGUCCUCCUGGCAGUGGGAUUCAGAUUGUAUUUCUUCCACAUGCCAAACAAGACGAGUGUUCCUUUAGGUCUUGUCGAAGCACAACAGUUAACUACCCAGGCUACUGUAAACAAAUUGAUGGUCCAGGAACAUUUGCCAAGCACAACAAUAGGUUAAGAUAACCAUUGUGUCUAUCUAAUAAGAUUAAUUACUCGUCUUCGUGCUGGUAGAAACAGUAUUUAUACUAUAUCUGUGAAACAAGAAAUAAAUGAGGAUAACCGAAAUUUUAUGAUACUCGAGGCACUAAUGUUUCUUAAGAAAGGAAUAUCAUUCAUGCGAUCCAUAUAUACAUAUAUAUAUAUAUUGAAUAAUCUAAUACAUAGAUCGCAUAUAUUGACCAUGCGUGUGUGACGGGAAAAUAUAGUAAGCCAAAAAAGUGUAUGGCUGAUUUAUUUUCACAACCCCCACAUUAAUGUAGGGACGCGUUACAUAUCAACGCAACACAUAUCAUUUACAAUCGUACGAAUCUUCAUGUACACAGUAGUCGUUAAUUAGUACUCGUAAUACAAUGGAUA